This is a messenger RNA of Sycon ciliatum, 5845 nucleotides long. Its product is annotated as protein clueless-like. Bases 100 to 4461 code for a protein of 1453 amino acids. NCBI's taxonomy places the organism in Eukaryota, Metazoa, Porifera, Calcarea, Leucosolenida, Sycettidae. Gene Ontology annotation, molecular function: protein binding; mRNA binding. The transcript is spliced from 46 exons. The record is from RefSeq and is a predicted model, not a curated record. Gene Ontology annotation, cellular component: cytoplasm. Gene Ontology annotation, biological process: intracellular distribution of mitochondria.
UGCAACAUGAAUGAUUUUGGUGCCUGGUGGAUCGAAUGAUUGCUUCUGAAAAGCUUCAGGUUUGUAGUUGGCCUUCAUGGCAGAAUUUCUUGUUCUAUAAUGGAGAGCGAAGGGAAAGAUGAAACUCCGGGGCAGUCGCAUCCCGACGUAGAAGUGGCGAGCAGCUCGGAGAAACCUACUGAAGAAGCUGCUUCGAGUUCCAGUGACGCGAAGGCCAGUGAUGCAGCCCAGGUACCUUCGGAACCAGCCUUAUCGCAUGGCUCUAGGAAAUUCUUCCGCGUGAAAAUUGUCGGCCCAGGCUCCAACGAUAUUGUCGAGCAUGAGAUCGAAAGUGGUGUUCGUGGAGUUGAGGUCUUAGAGCUGGUCAGCAAUAGCGCUGAUCUUGUUACUCGGCCACGCGUGGGUCUCUACAUCGACGGUGUCUCUCAGUCCACGCUGGCUGACAUCACGCUGUCGUUCAAGCCCAAUGAAACCACCACCAUUGAAGUGCGACCAGAGCCCUACUCGUACCUGGACGUAGUCAACCAUGUGCGUCAGUGCGUUGAAAUCAUGUUGCCCGAUGUGUCACACAAUGCCAUUCGCGGUGCCGGCAUCCUCAAGUCCGUGCUACGCCUGCCUGUUGGAGUGACUCUGGAAGAUCAUGCAUUGCAAGGCAUCAUAACCGGCAAAGACAUGCUGGGAACACGUCCGGAUGGCGACCUGCUGCAAAGCCCCAUGUUCACCAACCCUCUGGACCAGUGGACGCCCAACCUCACCAUGCUAGAAGAUAUUUACAAGAAAUACGAUGUUCCAAGCUCUGUACAAGACCUCUCGCUCAGCAAGUGGAACCCGCCAACAAUGCGUGCCAAGAUGCAAGGGGAUCUGCUCUAUCUGCGCGUGGUCACUUUGGAGAAAACCAUCUUGCACAUCACGGCCAGUAGCAGUGGUUUCUUCCUCAGCAGGUCAAGCGACGACAAGUUUGACCCACAGCCUGCUUCCGAACCUUUCAGCUGCCACUCGCUUAAUGGCUGCCUGAGAAAAAUCAGUCCUCAGUUCAAGUCUCAUUUCGAAGCAGCCUGCAGAACGAUUCCUAGCAUGUUGAUGAACCGCCACUGGAUGCCUCUGAGUGUUCCUCCAUGGGCUGCAUCAGAGGUUGAGAACCACCACCAGAACAUCUGGUCUGCAUUUGAGUUCAAGCAGUGCGGAGCGCUGGAGGCAAGAGCAGCGACGAACUGGGAGAUUACAGCACUGUGUCAGAAAGCAUUUGAACAGUACCAUGAUGAUCCUGGCAACUCGGAUAUGCUCUUCUACGGGCUCUAUAUGCAGUUCUUGUCUUUAGUUGUGGAAGGUUCACAGCUGAUGGUUGAAGGCAGCGUCAAUGAAGUCUGUCCACUGAGUGGCCUCUGGGGCAACAUUGUCUUUACAUCUGUCGAGACCGACUGCGACACGUUUGAGCUGGAAGGUGGAGAGGCAGCUGCGUUUGCGUCAGCCAGACUGGAGGUGCGCGGUCAGGAGCUUGUCUGGAAUGUUCUUCGCAAGAACAGAACCGAGAAGAAAGUCUUGCCCAUGGCACCACAGGUUUGCAUUGACUACCGAGGUCAUCGUCUUGUUGCGCAAACUCUCAUUCCCGGUCUUCUCGAUCAGGACUUUGGGGACGAUUUCCACAAGUUUGUUUUGCACGGCUUCACGAAGACCAAGGAAACUCAAGCCCUCGCCUGGAGCCAGGAGGCGUUCGAAUCUUUGUCCAAGAUUCAAGACGACAUGCUCAGCAAACCACACAAGUUGUUUGACCAAGACGGCGAAGUGCAUGAGUACAACACUUCCUCGUUUGUCAAGAGCAUGGCAGGCUCGGACGGUCGCAAGUACUUCUUUGAGUUCACACGGUCUUGUCCGGUUGAUGCCAACUUUGUGGACAUUCACGAAGGAGACGACGAGGAAAAGAGCAAGAAGGUGCCGAAAAUGCCCCACAAGCUGUUCUUCCUGCGCCCGGAGCUCGUGUCUGACUUCAUUACCUGUCGGCGCUGGGCUUUCCUGAAGGUGGCAUACAACCUCUUUGAUGAGGAAUACGGCAACUCCAAGAAAGCUGCUGAUAGUGAAGCAGCUGCUGCCGCUGCCACUGCUUCCACUAACUCCGUGCAAACACAGGGUGAAGCUAGCCAAGCUGACGACACCACUGACUCGUCCUCCCGCACCAGCGACUCCGGCAUCAGCGAGGGCAGCAAUGGCGCCCAGGUAUCCGACAACGUUCGCUCUCUCGUUCAGGAGCUGAACUCCGGCGUGAGCCGCGAAGCCAGCGACCUGCUCUCUCGCGGCAGCCGCGCAGCCAACAUGCAGACAAUGGACGACAAGAUCUUCUCGGCAAUGGCUGCAGCCAUGGCUAACAACACACCUUACAGACAUGCCUCUGCUGCUGCUGCCACCGCCGCCGCCUCGGCUAACUCUGCCGAUGGAGAGCAGGACGAGCAGACGAAAACUGCCGAAGAGUUCGCUCAGAAAAUUAUCAGCAAAGCGGCACGUCUCGUCGGAUCCUACGAUGAAGAGACGUACCGCAUUGGCUUCAACUUGGACAUUGGUAAUCCAUAUGCUAAGCAUGCAGACGAGAAGGAAUCUCUCAUGGCUGAUCGUCAAAUGGUCGAGGCUGCUUCCUUGUUCUUAGUGAACACCGUCUUGCUGAAGUUGGUGAUUGACGUCACACAGCUAGUUUUCAGUGCUGUUGACAGCGUCUCUCUCCGAGACUGUAUGCACAAACGUGGUGUGAACAUGCGUUACCUUGGCAACCUGGCUUCUUGUGCAGCAGAGAGACCAGAACUGUGGUAUAUCAAGAAACUCUGCAUCAGCGACAUCAUCAUGAGAAGCCUGAAGCACAUUGCUCGCUCCUACCUGCGCCGCAUUCCCAACCCAUCCUUUCCGUUCGCAAUGUCUCACUUCCUGAACUGUUUCUUGAGCAAUGCAUCGAACAUCAAGGCACCGAAGGCACCUGCAGUGUUUGCUCAUGCAGCUACCAACCAGACGAGGAAGAACAAGAAGAAGAAGGGAGGCAAGCACAGCAGCUCUUCCAACUCACACUCUCAUCAGAACAGCAGCGCUGCAGCAGCAGCAGCAGCCACAACAGGUUCCAGCACUGCCGAUUGUGAUGCUGAUGACUACAACUGGCAGGAUAUCACGCCGCAGAAGCUGUGGACACAGAUCGUCGACGAAGCACAGUCCUACUACCGCUUCACUCUGGACUGCUCGAGCAGCUCCAGUGCGUGCUCAAAGUACGGCAUUCAGCCACUCUCGCUGCUCCGCGGAUUCUGCAUGAUGAUGGGCGUUCAGAUCCAGAGCCGCAACUACAACUUCAACUCUCCGUACGAGGCCACGUUCACACCGGGUGAUAUCAUCAACUCUCAUCCAAUCCUCAAGUUCCCCUGGUUUGAGCCAGCCGGUGUCGAGGAGAAAUGGGCGCUCUUGCACGACAUUGUUGACCCGUCAAUACGCAAGCAGAUACUCGUCGAGAUCAUCCAGAUCUACAACCGCACCAUUGGGCUUGUCCAUCCGCAGCUGGCUAGAGCAAACAGCUCUCUGGCUAGUGCGAUGUAUGAAGACGGUGACUAUGCAACGGCUGUGUUUCACCAGGAGGAAGCCGUGCGCAUCUUUGAGGUUGCCUGCGGUAUUGACAACCCACUGACCAUCGACGCUUACACUGUGCUCGGUAGAUACCUGUUUGCUUGCAAUCAAGUAUCAAUGGCUUUGCAGAUGGCUCAUCACGCACGCAGCUUGCUUUUGCUGAUCUUCGGACCAGAUCACCCCAUGGAAACGGCCCUGGAUCGUGACAUUGGCGAGUAUUUGCUGGAGCGCAACCCUGAGCUGGCUCUGAAGUUCCUGCUGCGCUCUUGUCACCUGUAUGAGAAGUAUGAGGGUUCUAGCCGCGUCAACGACUUGAACCAUGCCAGAGUUCAACACCGUGUUGCUCAAUGCUAUCUGCUGCUUGGUGACUACCGGAGCUCGCUGCAGGCUGAGCGCCUUGUUUACAAUGCCUACAAGGCCGGGCUUGGAGAGAAACACCCAGCCACUCAGCACUGUGCUGCACUGCUCAAGAGCAUCACCUUCAAGGCUGUGAAGGCUGAGAAAGUGCUGCAGACGGCCAUUCAAGCUCGCCAAGUUGGUGCAAGCGAGGAGGAAGAUAGGCGUGAGCUGCUGGAUCUAUUUGCUACCCUGAGUCAACAGCAGGCAGCUGGUGACGACCUCUCCUCUUCCAUGGAUGCCGGUGAAAUUGAGCGGCGGAUUCAAGCUAGCGUUGAGGCAGCCAAGAAGAGAGCACCAACCUCCAAGGCUGCAAGUUCCACUACUGAUGAAGGCCCAACGCUGGUCAACGGUGAUGCAUCGUCCAGCCGUGGUCCGCAGUCCCCUGCUGCUCCUAAUGCCACCGCCACCGCUGCUGCCACUGCAUCCAGCAAGUCCAAGAAUAAGAAGAAGAACAAGAAGGGCAAAUCUGGAAAAUAGUCUUAGUUCUAGUUUGUUUAGUCGAUAGUCAUGUAUCAUUAUUUGAUUCUCCCUGUUACACUGCGGGCCGUUCAGUUGCAGUGCUGCCGACCCGAGUAGCAAACACAGGCCAUGCUGCUGAUCCCCGUGCAGUGCUGCGUGUGCGUGUGCACAUGUGCCCAGGCUGGUACGUGUAGUUCUGCGGCUGGUUAUGGCUCGUAUCACACCUACUACUGUUGCUGUUUUGGCAUGGUGGUGGUGGGUGUCGUGGGUGUUGUGAGGAGCACCACAUGUGCGAUGGUUCCUGCUGGCUGUUGCGGCGCUAAUGCUGCUCUGUAUGCAUUGCACAAAGUUGCUCCCCCCCCCCCUCCCCCCAUGCUCUCUCUCUCUCUCCUCUCUCUCUCUCUCUCUCUCUCUCUCUCUCUCUCUCUCUCGCUCUCUCUCUCGCUCUCGCUCUCGCUCUCUCUCUCUCUCUCUCUCUCUCUCUCUCUCUCUCUCUCUCUCUCUCUCUCUCUCUCUCUCUCUCUCUCUCGCUCUCUCUCUCUCUCUCUCUCUCUCUCUCUCUCUGUUUUUCCGCAGCGCUGAGUUUGUGUGCAGUGUUGUUUUGUACUACAUGAUUGUAAAUUGUUGAUAGUGUGUGCAACCGUCAUGCUGCACUUCUCUCCAAGCCAGCUAUUCUUUCUGGCCAUUGCAAGUGUGCUUCCUGCUGUGUAUGUUCCGUCUCCCGUCCCAUGAGUGGAACCGCGUACAUUCUCCUAAUACUCGGUUGUGCUGAUCUCUUUGGUUUUCCUAUGGCUUUCUCGUGUCCUUUUUGGUAUCAUUGUGACGUGGCCUGUAAAUUUCAGAUUCACCGUAGUCGCUUGCGCAUCCAUUGUCUCUUCUUUCUAGCGUUUCUUCUCCCGGUGCACGCUGCCGUGCGAAUGCAGCGCUGUGUGGUGUUUGCAUUCUCGUCGUCGUAGCCGCAACCAGCACAGCUGCAGUCACCACCGUGUGGUUUCACUACUGUUGUUGUUGCUGCUACUGCACUGGACCUUCAGACAUGGCAACGUCACGUCCCCGAGAGAGAGAAACUACUCAAACUAGCAACCUGACUUUUGCCUGCUUAGUCUUUUUUUUUGCUCUGUUUUGUUUUUGCUUUUGUUCCGGCGAAAACUGUUUCUUACGUCAAACUAACUCCUGUUCCCUAACUCUGCAAGCUGACUGUACUUCCAAGCUUUGCAAGCAGCGUUCAACAUGCACAAUUUUCAGGCUAACCAUUGUUUCUGUUUUGCAGAAUGUCCACUGCUGUGUCUCCUGCGCUCUAGCUUGGUCUAGGUACUCCCCAGGCGACAGCUCUGUUGUCACUCUAUUUAUUUUUGGUGUAGACGGAAGCAGUGUUUGAGAUUGGUGUCAACAGUGUACAUGA